This is a messenger RNA of Daphnia magna, 683 nucleotides long. RefSeq lists its product as uncharacterized. The coding region runs from base 75 to 587 and encodes 170 amino acids. The record is from RefSeq and is a predicted model, not a curated record. The transcript is spliced from 2 exons. NCBI's taxonomy places the organism in Eukaryota, Metazoa, Arthropoda, Branchiopoda, Diplostraca, Daphniidae.
AGCAGAAUCGCUCGCGGCGGGACGCCUUUUUUGCGUGCGCAACACAUCGCUAUAAAACGCGACGAGCACUUGGAAUGGAGCAUCAGUUUCUUCUUUGCUCAAUUCAGCAGCAAACAAGCGCUAAACUCAGUCUCGUCAUGAUCCAAUUGAACACUUUGGUGGUACUUUCCGUGGCUAUUUACGCCGUCGUUGCCCGACCAACGGAAUCUUCAAUUAAAUCUACCACCACACUUGAAUCCGCUGAAUCGGUCGAUGUCCGUCAAGGAUGGAGUCAAGGGCAGAAGUAUGCAAACUCUUAUCCUAUCGGACAAUCUGGAACUGGUUAUUACUCAAAUCCUGCUGUCGCUACUGGAUCUUAUCCGGCAGGGAACACUCGUCCUGCUUAUGCCUACGACAACGCGUUUCCCGAUCAGGUAAACUUUGCCGGUGCUGACGCCCAUCGCGAAAUCGCAUCGAUGUUCACCAUUCCAAACGGUGGAUUGGUUUCUAACCCUGUUCGAAAUCAAGUGGCUGGAUUCGCUCCGACUGGAUACCAAGCACAAGCUGGAGUCGCCGCUUCUGCAUCGGCCAUCUCCGUUUCAUCUUGAAUCUUCAAAUUUCAGAUUCUUACACUACACAGAAUUUUCCGUCUAGUGCAUUGUAUAAAUUAACACUUUGGGCGUCAAUAUAUUGUUUACAUCAUA